This is a messenger RNA of Phytophthora nicotianae INRA-310, 1251 nucleotides long. RefSeq lists its product as hypothetical. Gene Ontology annotation, cellular component: nucleolus. The coding region runs from base 100 to 1122 and encodes 340 amino acids. Lineage: Eukaryota; Oomycota; Peronosporomycetes; Peronosporales; Peronosporaceae. The record is from RefSeq and is a predicted model, not a curated record. Gene Ontology annotation, biological process: maturation of LSU-rRNA from tricistronic rRNA transcript (SSU-rRNA, 5.8S rRNA, LSU-rRNA); ribosomal large subunit assembly. Gene Ontology annotation, molecular function: rRNA binding. The transcript has a single exon.
CACCACCAAUCAAAAGUGACCAAUCACAUCCUGGAAUGGCUGCUGGACAAUUGACCCACACAGCAUAACCAGUCGACGUCAGGUGCAGGGCAGGUAGCAAUGGCAGGCGGCGGCAAGAUCAUCAAGAACACGGCAGGUAAGCAGGCGCUGCGUGCCAACAAGAAGGUGUCAAAGCAGGCGGCUAAGCAGAGCCGUAAGGUGACGAGUGUGGCCAAGCCCAAGCGUGUCAAGGCUCAUGUGCAGCGUGCCAUCAAGGCUAAGGAGCCUAAGCUCGUAGAAAACACCAAGAAUCUGCUAGUGAUGCGUGGCAACAAGACCAGCGAGGAGGUGAAUGAACUGCUGCGCGACUUGCGCAUGAUCAAGGCUCCAUUUGCCAAGUUUAUGGGCAAGAAGAACGACAUUCACGUCUUCGAUGACGAGAACAAGGUGGAGUUCCUUACACAGAAGAACGACGCCAGUCUUUUCCUCAUUGGCAGCAGCACUAAGAAGCGUCCGAACAAUCUCGUGUUCGGUCGAACCUUCGACGGCCACAUCCUGGACGUCAUGGAGUUCGGGUUCUCCAACUUUAAGUCCAUCAGUGCUUUCAAAUGCAAGAGCAAGAAAGCUCCGGGCUCCAAGCCCAGCUUUGUGUUUACUGGAGACCAAUGGGAGAGCGUUGAGGCCUUCAUGAAGCUCAAAAACAUCCUGUUGGACACGUUUCGUGGCACUAUUGUGCAGAGCGUAAACGUCAAGGGUCUGGACCACGUUAUUGUGUGCACGGCUUGGAAGGAGAAGGUCUUCUUCCGCUCGUACUCGGUCGACUUUAAGAAGGGCGACGAGUCCCACCCUCGCGUGGAACUGGACGAGAUGGGCCCGCGCUUCGAUCUGGAGUUCCGUCGCAAUAAGUUCGCGUCGGCUGACUUGAUGAAGGUCGCUACCAAGAAGCCCAAGGGUCUGGCACCCAAGAAGAUUAAGAACAUCUCUCGCGACGAGCUCACGGGCGACAAACUGGGCCGUAUUCACAUGGAUCACCAGGAUAUUUACUCGAUGCAGAGCCGCCGGGUGAAGGCGCUGCGCAAAACGCCCGCCGACCUCAAGAAGAGCAACACGGAGGACGCCGGGGACAAUGAGAUGGAAGACUAAUGUAUACACCAUGACUAGCUUUUAGACAAACAAAGGCGUUUGCUUUUUUGACUGCACAAACAGCGCACACAAUGCGGAACUUGUUCAUGUUUACAGUCUUGAAUUGCAUGCAACAAAUGCCCGUGCUGG